GAAACAACACAGCUAAUGUUCAAACAACUGAACCUCCUGCAGAGAGGCCUCCUUUAUGUGAUGCUUCAACACCACGUUGCUUGACUUCAUCUCACACAUUUAUCCUGAUCAUCUUCAAUCAGUGUAUUCCACCAUGUUCCAGAGUCCUGAUGGAACUCCACCUUAAACACUUCUCCUCUCUCAGAUUUAUUCCCACAGGCUCUGAAACCUGCAGUCAUCAAACCACUCUUAAAGAACAACCCAGGCGCUUCACUAAUGAACAUUUAAAGGCCGAGUAAAAGAAUUGAAAAGUUGUUUCCAACAGUUAAAAGUCUUCAUUGGCACUUAAUAACUGUUUGGAUGUGUUCCAGUCACCACAGCACUGAGACUGCUCUUGUUCAGGGCUUUAAUGACAUCCACUGAAACACAGACCGUGGCAGAAUCUCAGUGUCAGUGUUAUCAGAUCUCAGCGCUGCAUUUGACUCUGUGGACCACAACACAUUACUAGACCCACUGGAGAACUGUGGGGGACUUUCAUUGGUCUGAAUCCUCCAUAAAGGAGAGGGGAACUCUGUUUCUACAGGUAACUCCACAAGUGAGUUAACUCAUCUGACCUGUGGGGUUCCUCAAGGCUCCAUCCUGGGGCCUCUUGUCUUUAACAUCUACAUGCUACCACUGGCUCAGAUAAUGGAUAACAAUGAAAUCAGUUACCACAGCUAUGCAGACGACACACACGUGGUUGUGACCACGAUAUCCAUUAGUUUGAUUCUUUCCUCUGGGAUUCACUCCUGGGCUGAUAAAGGAAUAUGCGAUUGUUGAGACUAAAAGCUAUGUCCAGAUGCGAUUGAAAAAUAAAAUAUUCUUCUUCAUUUCAAGGUGAUGCAGAAAUAAAUGAACAUUUUCAAACAAACUAUUCCUUACAUAAACUGGUACUUUAAAUGCUAAAAGGAGAAAUAAGGAACCAAGCCACAGUGUCACACACUCCCAAUAAGGUCUACAGACUAUGCUUCAAUCAGCCACACCACACUGCUGCAAACCCGACCUGCAGGAGUUACACACUCCACUUCAAUAAAUAGUACACACCACACAAUCUCAUGCUGUUGAUCUAGUCGAAACUUAUCAAGUGAUAUCAAUUAUGGAAAUGUGUCCUACAUAACCUCUAAUUGUAUUUUGGAAUAACACAACAAAUGUUGUGUGUGCUUUUACUCAUCCUUGCUACAUGAGGCCAUCAAGCCAUCAGCUGAAGAAGACUCUUUGCUGCGUCACUCUUCACAAUCUGUCUGUGGUUUCAUGUGGUGUUCCACAGGGUUCAAUCCUAGGUCCUCUCACUUUGUAACUGGAUUCAGUUUAUCUCCAAGCACAAUGUGAUCGUAGCUUCAAUUGGAACAGCAGCUUGUGUUGUUGUGGUGUUCAGGACCUUUAUAAUGUGGAGUGAUGAAGGAAUAUUCAGAAAACAAUGAAACACCUGCAGCUGGUACAACAUGCUGCUAGCAGUCUGAUCACCAGGAGGAAGUGAGAGAAGAGAAGUACAGAUCUGAGAGGAGACAGAGAGAUUCAGGGAGGAGCUAAGAUGUUCCUGAACUACAGAAGAGAGAGGAACUUCCAUAUUCACCAGAGAUCAACACAGACCAUCAUCAUCAUCAGAGAUCAACACAGACCAUCAUCAUCAUCACCAGAGAUCAACACAGACCAUCAUCAUCACCAGAGAUCAACACAGACCAUCAUCAUCAUCACCAGAGAUCAACACAGACCAUCAUCAUCAUCACCAGAGAUCAACACAGACCAUCAUCAUCAUCACCAGAGAUCAACACAGACCAUCAUCAUCAUCACCAGAGAUCAACACAGACCAUCAUCAUCAUCACCAGAGAUCAACACAGACCAUCAUCAUCUUCACCAGAGAUCAACACAGACCAUCAUCAUCAUCACCUUCAUCAUCAUGCUGUCAUUAGACUAUUGUUUACAUUCCCUUCUGUUAGUCUCCAUUCUAAGAGGCGUCAGCGGUGAAGAUCUCUCUCCAUUACAGACAGAAGAGUUCAGGUCAGAAGGCAGCACUGUUACUCUGUCCUACAGAUACUCCAAAACUAUAACAGCUAAUGAAUAUUUCUACUGGUAUCGACAAUAUCCAGGAGAACCACCAGAGUCUAUUCUCUACAUCUCUACAACUUCUACAAGACUAGCAGACUCUCUGAAAUCAGACAAAAGGUUCUCUUCUAAACUGUCUGAAGGAAGGAACAUCGAUCUGCAGAUCUCCUCUGCUGCAGUGACAGACUCUGCUGUGUACUACUGUGCUGUGCAGCCCACAGUGACAGGAAACACCAACACUCUGUACAAAAACACCAGCUGACACACUGACAAGCUGCUGGAAGCCUUUUCUCCACACUGGUGUACUGAGCUGUUCACCUCCACUAGAGGGCCACAUCAUCAAGUAGGCGGUGCACGACUUCUGCACUGUGUUCAACCAUUCAGUCAAUAAUAAGUGCUGCUGUGAAGAGAACAAUCCUCACCCUGAAUGCUGAGCAUCAGCUACUUCCUGCUGCUGAUUUAAACCUUGUUGUAGAGAUGGAACAUUGGCUGUGGAUUAUUCUUGCUGCUCUCUCCUUUGAGUGUAAAGGACAAGACACAGUGACCCAGCCAGCAGGAGAAGUGAGCGCUGCUGAAGGAGACACACUUACACUUGACUGCACAUUUAAGAGCCUACUGACCAUCCCUAUCUGUUCUGGUACAAACAAGAAGUCAAUGGUUACCCAAAGUACAUGCUGAAGAGAUUCUCAGGAAAGUGAAGAUAAUGCUCCAGAGUUCCAGAAAGACAGGUUUGAUGCUUCAAUCAACAAGACAUCAGUUCCUCUGCAGAUCUCCUCUGCUGCAGUGACAGACUCUGCUGUGUACUACUGUGCUCUGAGG
Eleginops maclovinus (Patagonian blennie) is the source of this 2880-nucleotide messenger RNA. RefSeq lists its product as uncharacterized. NCBI's taxonomy places the organism in Eukaryota, Metazoa, Chordata, Actinopteri, Perciformes, Eleginopidae. The record is from RefSeq and is a predicted model, not a curated record. The transcript has 3 exons. Bases 1550 to 2323 code for a protein of 257 amino acids.